AUGCUGUGCGCGGACCUGAUAGGGUUUCACUUUUUCGAGUACGCGCGGCACUUCCUCGUCACCUGCAAGCGGCUCCUGGGCCUCGACCACUCCUUCCGCCGCGGGGGCCUCUUGGCGAUCGACUUCGGGGCCCGCAGCGUCUUCGUCCGCGUGGGCCACGUCCACGUCAUGUUUUCUUCGCUGCAGAAGGCCCUCCGCAGCAGCAGCUGCAGAGCCCGCGCCGACGAAAUCAGACAAAGACAUAAAGGAAAAUUCAUCUUCGGCUCCGUCGACCGCUGCGAACCUCUCGCCGGCCUGCAGCUCAAAAUUAGGGCUUUAGACCGUUUUCUCGAGUGUUAUGAAUACGCCAGAGGAAAAAUUGUCCUCAUCCAGUACGCCUACCCAGUCCGGAGUUGGGGCCGUUCGGACGCGGCGGAGCUGGCGGCGCAGCUGCAGCAACUGGUCGACGCGGUCAACGCCAAGUACGCAGAUUUCGGGCGGGAGCACAUCGAGUUGCUGGUGCAGGAGGUGGAGUGGGAGGAGCGCUGCAGCCUCUUCAUGGCUGCAGAUUGUCUCCUCGACACUUGCAUUCGAGAUGGUUUGAACUUAAACCCUUUUGAAUACUUUUGCUGCAGAGAAAUGCAAACCCGAACUGCUGUUAUUCUCUCCGAGUUCACGGGCUGCUCCAGGGCCCUUGCCUCCCCCAUCCGCGUCAACCCCUGGAACUGCGAGGCGGUGGCUGCGGCGAUGGACACGGCCAUUGCGGGUUGGGAAAACAUGGAGUUGGCGGUGAGCCGCGACAAAACACAUUUGGAGCACAACAGCACUUUGAAUUGGGCAGAAGAUUUCGUUUUGGAUUUGGCGCGAGCUCGAAAGAGCGGCGACUUCGUUUACCACUCGAUGGGGCUCGGAAACACCUACAGAAUGAUGGGCAUAGACUCCCACUUCAGGUAUCUGGAUACUUCUCUCGUUAUGGCGGCUUUCCGGAAUUCGCGCCAUCGCGUUUUCUUCUUCGACUGCGAAGGCACUUUGGCCCCAGACCAGAGGCGCCUCGCCAUGAUGCAGAAGAACGGGGAGCAGUUGUUUGCGGCGGGGCGCCCGCCCUCCGCGCAGGUCCAGCGCUGUUUAAAAGCUCUUUUGAAAAAUCCCAAAAACACAAUUGUCAUUUUGAGUGGCCGAGACAGAGGCCUUUUGGAGGAUUGGUUUCGAGAUGUGAAGGGCAUUGGACUCUGCGCGGAACACGGCUACUACUACAGACUCGACAAAAUCACUGGAGACGAGUGGGGCUGCAUGUGCCCCGACGCGGACUUCGCCUGGAAGUCCGUGGCCAUGGAGUUGAUGCUGCAGUACGUGAAGAGAACCCAGGGCUCUUUCAUCGAAAACAAAGGAAGUGCCCUGGUGUUUCAGUACAGAGACGCAGACCCCGACUUUGGCCAGCUGCAGGCCAAAGACCUCUCGAGCCACCUGAGCGAACUUCUCUUCGGAUACCCUGUCACAGUGGUCAGCGGCAAAGGCUACGUGGAGGUGAAGCUCUUGGGGGUAAAUAAGGGGCGCGCGGUGGAGCGCAUUUUGCGGACUUUGUCGACUUUGCACGGAGACAUUGACUUCAUUUUCUGCAUUGGAGACGACAGGAGCGACGAAGACAUGUUUGCAGUGGUGAACAUUUGGAACUCGGGCGAGGGCAGGUCUCAAGAAGGCCCUAACGCCUCUUCUGUGAUAAGCCACAAAGGCUAUAUAGAGCAACGGCCUCCGCCGCAGGCUUUGCCGCGAGGGGGGGGCAUUUCGGCCGAUGAGGGGCCCCCCAGCACUGCUGCUGAGGCGGAGGGCCCCUUGGCUGGUUUGUCAAAAGGGCAAAUGAAGGAGCCCUAUGUCUUUACUUGUACAGUGGGGAAGAAGCCGUCUCAUGCCAAAUACUACCUCAUGGACACCGGAGAAGUGUCGGACCUUUUGGGGGCGCUGCGGCUCGUCUCUGAGACGUACGACCAGUUCCACCACAGCCAGUCGCUGGGGCCGCGGGCGUUUGCUGCUUCGACUGAGGGGCAGCAGCAACAGCAGCAGCAGCAGCAGCAGCUAGAUGAGGAGGAACAAGAAGAAGAUGAAGAACAAGAGGCGAUGCCCGUGCAGCGCCACCAGCACAGUCAGCAGCACCAGCAGGAGCAGCACCUGCUGAGGGAGCUGGAGCAGCAGCGGGAGCUGGAGCAGCAGCAGCAGCAGCAGCAGCAGCAGCAGGCCUUCUGGUCCACUGACACCAUAAGAACUGGCUUGUCGCAGCUAAGCCUAGACACCGAAAAAGAUGCAGCAGAAGAAAAGCCCCAGUCGAAUUAG
Molecule: messenger RNA, 2304 nt
Organism: Eimeria tenella
Lineage: Eukaryota; Apicomplexa; Conoidasida; Eucoccidiorida; Eimeriidae
Product: trehalose-6-phosphate synthase domain-containing protein, putative
Exons: 16
Coding region: 1-2304 (767 amino acids)
Biological process (GO): trehalose biosynthetic process
Cellular component (GO): cytosol
Molecular function (GO): catalytic activity
Source: RefSeq, a predicted model, not a curated record